AUGAGCAAAACAUUAUUAAGAGGACACGCAUGUGGGGGUAAAACACUAUGUCGCAUAUGCAAGAAACUCGUCACCACUCCACAUCUUUGCUUCGUUCAAUGGAAACCCAAACCCAAACGCAACAAGGAUCUGAAAAUGUACAUCUAUUACGAUUUCGAAUGUACACAGGAAAAUGGAAUUCACACCCCUAAUCUCUGCGUGGCCGAACGCUUGUGUCAACAUUGCGACACGUUAUACAUCGACACCCAGAAUGAACACUGUCAAGGCUUUGGGUCGCAACGCCGCUUCGUAUUUCAAGGCCCAGGCACAUUAAAGCAGUUUAUGGAAUGGUUAUUACAAUCCGAGACGGACGAGAAGAGUAAUGUGUCCUUAAAACACGAUGAGGCGAUUGUCAUCGCGCACAAUUUCAAGGGAUACAAUUGGCAGUUCAUCUUGAAUUAUCUGAUGUACACGGCUUGUGUCAAACCGGCAGUCAUCCUCAACGGGAGUAAAAUCUUAUGCAUGGGAGUGUUCGGCUUGAGAUUCAUCGAUUCGUACAAUUUUCUACCCUUUGCACUCGCCAAGAUGCCAGCGGCUUUCGGUUUAUUGGAACUGAAGAAAGGCCAUUUUCCACACUUUUUCAAUGCGGAACAGAACCAGAACUACGUGGGUCCUUUCCCGGCUGCGCACUAUUACAAUCCCGACGACAUGUCGAUAGCCAAUCAUGAAGCUUUCUAUACCUGGUACAAUCAGCAACAGGAUAAAGUGUUAGAUUUCCAGCAGGAAUUUCUUGCUUACUGUAUCUCGGAUGAGGACAUUUUACGCAGGUAUUGUGCGCAAUUUAAGUCGACUCUCUACAGACUCGUACGCGUGGAUCCGUUUCAGGAAUCUAUUACUUUUGUCAGCACGGUCAAUUUAACCUAUCGCCGAGGAUUCAUGCCACCCCACACCAUUGUCAUCAUCCCCAAUAUGGGUUACCAACCGUCGCGCCGAUACUCGGCCAAGGCCUGUCGUUGGCUCACCUCCCUAGAGAACGAAGACCAUACCAUACUCCAUGCUAAGAACAGGGGUGAAAUCACUAUAGGACCCUAUAUGGUGAACGGCUACGAUGAGGACUCCCGCACUGUGUACGAAUUUUACGGCUGCUACUGGCACGGGUGUCCUACCUGUUAUCCAAAUCUGAUGACGGAAACCCAUCCUCAUCGAGUCCAGCAGAAGUAUCAAGGCCUAUAUGAACAGACCUUGAAACGAGCCACAGACUUAGAGGAACAAGGAUAUACAGUCGUGAGCAUCCGGGAUUACGAGUAUGAUCGACAAGUUCAAAACAAUCCGGAGUUACAAACGUUCCUAGGAUACCUCGAUAUUCAGGGCCCAUUAAAUCCUCGCGAUGCCUUAUACGGAGGUCGUACCAUUAUCACGCGCCUGUAUUGCGAGGAAGGAGAUAUGCGAUACGUCGAUGUCUGCUCCCUGUAUCCUUACGUGCUGAAAUACAAGGUGUUUCCCAUCGACCAUCCUCAAGUCAUCACCAGCGAUUUCGCUGAUGUGAGAGAGUACUUUGGCCUCAUUCGUUGCCGUGUCCUUCCACCCCGAGGUCUGUAUCACCCCGUGUUACCCUACAAGACGGGGGGCAAAUUACUCUUUCCCUUAUGCAGAACUUGCGCCGAGCCUGGCAGCUUAGGGUCCGACGAUCGAUACAGUCACAGCGAUUCAGAACGGAGUCUGACCGGAACUUGGGUGACCACAGAACUACACAAAGCUCUAGAACUCGGCUAUCACCUCGACCGCAUCCACGAAGUCUGGCGUUUGGAAAAGACCAGCCAGGGUGUGUUUCGAUCUUACAUCGACACUUUCUUGAAGAUCAAGCAAGAAGCCAAGCAAGAAGCUUCGGGAUUUCCCGACCAUUGUCAAACGUCCGAACAGAAACAAGAAUAA
This is a messenger RNA of Ostrea edulis (European flat oyster), 1911 nucleotides long. RefSeq lists its product as uncharacterized. The coding region runs from base 1 to 1911 and encodes 636 amino acids. NCBI's taxonomy places the organism in Eukaryota, Metazoa, Mollusca, Bivalvia, Ostreida, Ostreidae. Gene Ontology annotation, biological process: DNA replication. The record is from RefSeq and is a predicted model, not a curated record. Gene Ontology annotation, molecular function: nucleotide binding; DNA binding; DNA-directed DNA polymerase activity. The transcript has a single exon.